GAGUGGAAUAUCUGUAGAAGCAGAGUGCACGGCGAGCAGACGUUCUGUUCUCCGUGCUCGGCCAGAUCGGCAGUAAACAGCUGGCGACGCGAUGCGUCAGAGCAAAAUGUCGAACGGGACUGCGCCGAGCUAGUCGCUCCCCCUCCCUUAACGUCGUCUCGGGCAUACAGAGGUACGGGAAAAAAGGUGGACAUUCACGGACGAACGUUCGACGGGACUCGCGGCAGAAUAUUGACACCGGGCGAACGAAGAGAGCCCUGCGGCGACCAGCUCCGGGACAAGCUUUACGGGAAACGGGGGAAAAUCCGCGGCGAAAGUGGAGUUUCUUUGUUCCUGCGUGAAACGUUCUCUGCGCAUAGGUUUCCGUGGCUGUGGCGCAGCGUUGUUUGUUGUGGUCGGUACGUCACUGCUCUCUCGGUGUACACACAAGCUCGGUCUGGACAAGAGGAGAGCUCGACCCGACGACUGUGUCCCGACCGAUCCCGCCGUCGACGGGUCUCGUCUGCCACACGGGACAGCGUCCGCGGCAUAAAACGUCGACCAUACUCGCGCUCGAGUUGAAACGUCCCGUCGACCAGCUCGGAGAAAGGAUCGCUGGCCUUUCGUGUACGCGCGAGUGCUUUGUUUUGACGAGCAGCUGAUCCGGGGACUAAGCUACGUUCGUCGACGAUCUUCUUCUUUUUCGCCGUUGCAACGGGUGGCGCGCGGCCCGUCUACGAAACAGUUUUUUCCUCGCAAGUUGGUGAUUCUCUUUUUUCCUCUCUAUCAGAGUGAUCGUCGGACUGCACCGCUUCAUUCGACUGGCCGCCUCUGUGAAUAGUGCGUUUAAAGGGAUCGCCGAGCCGUGGCGAGAGAGAAGCUCCGUUACAUCACGGAAAAACUGGAGGAGGACGCGCGCGAUCGACCGAUGCUCUCUCGUGGACACAACAGUCGCCAGCCUAUACACCCGUGAACCCCCUCGAUGACAGGCGGACCAACAUAAUCAAGAAUUUUCUAUUCGUCGAUCCGGACAGAAAUCCACGGGCUACCUCGGCCCGUGUCAAUCGACGCUGUUCGUUUCCAAGGGAUACUGCGCUCCCGUUCGUUCCCAUCGACACCCAACCGGAACGAAGAAUUCCUGCCGUCCUGUAAAUAACGAUCGACCAGAUCGCGCCUCACGGUCCUAUCUGCCGUGUUUUACCAACACAACCUCUAAAUAGUCUCACAAAGGAACCGUACAAAUCGACACUUGCCAAGAUUACAACGUUUGUUUAGUUGCCGAUGAUAUUCCGACGCUUAUUGUGUCCACAUUCGUUUUUGGAUCUCCGACUUCGGUUUUUCCUCUAGGGCCAGCCGAAGCUAAAACCGAUCGUUGUUACCAACCUAUAUUCACAUUCACGCCUACACGCAAACAUACACACGUUCACACACAUACACGCCUUUACACACACGUAUACCUAUAUAACGUGCACACAUUAAACCGUGGCCGUAUGCAUCGGUUCUCUAGACGAAGACUGACGCUAUCUGUCCUUGUCUAGACCGUUCUCAACGGGUACGCGCGGGAUCACGCGAUUCCUGCGAAUACAUACGUGUCACGAAAAUACGGAAGGGACGCACGGACGGCGGGCACGACGUUCGUGGAGCGGAUCCGCCGAGAAAGUAUCCCGGCUGUGUUGUGAAUCGACGACGAAACGGUUCGGUGGCCGUGAUCGAUGCGGCAUAAACCCGUGGGGGCCGUGCUCACUCGCGCUGGCAAACCGGGGGUACGGCACCGAUCGAGCUGACUGCUGGAGUCGACCUGAGGUGACCAAGGGGAUUCCCGUGUCUCCGAGGACGGGUACUACCUGGCCGGGUGUGUAAGGUUCGCCGGAUGCCAGUCGGGUCCUUGAGCCGGGCUGGCCGUUUCAAUCGUGUCGUCGGACUGGAAGGAGCACCACCGGCCCGAAAAUGCUGUACAUAUUCCACGUGGACACCGGCACCACCAUCACCUUCGACAUCAAGCUGGCGCUGCAGACGGUGUCCCAGCUGAUGGAAGCGAUCGAGAGGGAAUGCGGCGUGGUCGCGGCGCACCAGGUGCUCCUGAUGAGCGGAGGCGAAAGCCUGGAACCGAACGCGCGUGUAUGCUCCUACUCGGCCGGAACCGACACGAAUCCGAUCUAUUUGUUCAGCAAGGCCGCCAUUGAGAGCCACCUUCCACCCACGCCGAGCAUAGAUUAUGGUUCCGAUGUCGAUCUGCAAAGCCAAAUCGACGCUUCGCUGGCGAUGCCAGCCACUUACCAGACCCUCGUCGCUCGGGCGCAAUUGGCUCAGCAGUGUUGCGGAUUGGCUGGGGGGCAAACCAGGAUCUGCGAGAGGCUGGUGCACGACCAGCACCUUCAGCAACAGGGCUGGGCCGCCGUGGUGGCGAAUCUGGAGGACAUCACGCAGAUGUUCCAGUCCCGGGCCGCUGUCCUGCAGCAGAGCUUCGCCGUUUACCUCUCGGAGAGGCAGCAACACAUGGAGCUACUUCAGAACUUUAACGCUGAUCUAGAGAUGCUGUCCAAGAUCCCAAUCCUACCAGCGUUGCGGGCCCAGGCAGAGGGUCUGCUGAGUCCCGAGGACCAGCCGAGCCAGUCGGAGAAGGACGGGGACGGGAGGGAAGAGGUCCUCAGCUUACUUCGGUGGAUCUCGGCGAAAGACAAUCAGAGUAGUCUAGAGCAGGUCGCGGAGCAGUGCUCCAGAGGUUUGGAGCAGUUCGACGAGAGGAUGAUGGAGGCCUUGAAGGCGGAGGUGAACGCGGCGAUAGACAGCGCGAACAAGCAGGACAUGAAGGAGAUCAAGGGUCUCGGGGAGAGGCUGUUCGCGCUGGAGCAGCUGAUGGCGCAGACCAAGAAGCUCGUCCAGGACCAGGGGGAGCUCGCGCAGGGUUUCCUCCAAAAUCAGAGCCGCGUGAGCAACCUGGGCGACGCCAGCGUGCUGCCGGACCUCUGCACCUUCCACAGACGCCAGCUGCUCGUGAUGCUGCAGAAUCACAAUCAGCUGAGGGACAUCCGGCGCAGGUGUACCAAAGCGAAGGAGGAGCUGUCGGUGAACAUCUACCAUCGGCUCAAGUGGAUCAUGUACGUGGAGAACAAGAUGAUGGAGGUGGACAGGAAGCUGAUGAUGUACAACGAGAGCCUGAAACGACUCAGGAGACACUUGGAGGUUCUCCAGCAGAUCCACCUCGCGCCGCAGAUGUACAUGAACGCGGUCGCGGAAGUUGUCCGGAGGCGAACCUUCUCCCAGGCGUUCCUGGUCUGGGCUAGCAACCUGGCGUGCCAGCUGCUCACCGUGCACAGUGAGGAACUGGCCCGUCGGAGGGAGUUCCAGAGCAAGUUCGACGGACACUUCUUGAACACGCUGUUCCCGGGGCUGGAGGAUACGCCGCCGCCUUUCGCGACGCAGGCACCGUCCGUCUUCGACAGUGGAUUGCCAAAGUUGACGGUGGAAGACAUGGAGUCGCUAAGAUCGCAGCUGCCAGACCUGGCGCUCGCCGUGUCGUCGCCGGACUUGAACAGCAUCACCCAGUUCUUCUUGUCGAAGAGUCUUACAGAGGCCAGUACCGACGGCAACAAGGAGAAAGAUAGUACUUCCAUGAGAGUGGACGUGGCUGUUAAAGAACAAGAACGAACCAGGGCUCCGAUGAUGUCUGACAGGGGUGGCUUCGAAUCGGAGACGGACACCGAGGAGUUCGAGAAGAUCGGGCAAGGGGCCGCGGACUCGAAACUCGAGUCGUUCGACGACGCGAAACAAAUGCGUCAGAAACAAUUGGAGGUUGGUGCCUCGCGAAGCGUGUCCCCCUCUUCCUCCACCUCGACUAACGUAUCCCCGCUAAAUUCGAAAGUCGUGGACCUGACGAACCGGUCGUCCUCGUCAAGCGAGCCCGGAUCCUUCCAUUUCCCUAGCCUGUCCGUCAGCGAACGGCCGUCCCAGCUGAGCCCCCUCACCGAGUGCGCGGAAAACGUCGAGUCGAGCUGCGCGCUCCAUCGCGCCGCGAACGGUCUUUCCAAAUAUAGCGAGCAGCCGCCGCCGACGGCGGCCGAGGAGCCGAGUUCCCUAAGCCCGAAUCCUUCUCCCCUGACACCGUCCGUGUUGUGCGACGGCCAGCAGCAUCAACGGAACCAGCUGUCCAGCAGUGGCGGCAGCAGUCCAUCGGUCGGGGUCGGCGCAACCGACUUCAUGGGUACUGAGUUUUACAUGGACGAGUCCCUGCCGAGCAGUCUCAGCGAGCAUCCUGUCGACGGCCACCAUCAGGCUAUCAUUUCCCUUCUCCAGGAGAAUCUCGGCAACACUCGCGAGGAAGCGGAGAGGCUGCGUUCGAUCCUGAAGACGAUGAAAACCGUGGUGUGCGAGGCGAUGACUUCGGUCCGCCAGGAGCUGUCCGUUCUGAGGAACCAGUCCGGCGAGGACAAGAGCAAUCUCACCGAGAUGAUCGAGCGCGUUCGCGAGGCGUUGUCCUUGUACUCCAGCGAAUGCGAUCGUCGUCUCCGCGAACGCGAGCAGGAGCUGACGGUGGACCACGAGCUGGAAAUGGCGGACGUGAAGAAGCUGAUCCAGAGCCGGGAAGAGGAGAUCUGCACGUUGAAACGGAAUCUGCUGGAAAAGGAGACGGAGUUGUCGGAGCACGAACGCCUGGUGACCACUAUGCGACAGAAGCUCGAGUCCGAGCAGACGGAGAUGAGGAAUCUGCAGACGCGCCUUCACCAACAGCUCGAAGAGGCGCUGGAGCAAGCGCGAGUAGCGAAGGAAGCAGCCGUGAAGAAGGUGAACGAUGAAAGGUUCGUGGAGAUCGCCCCUCUGACGAACUCUGUCACGCAGUGUCAAGAUCGGAUCCGCGAGUUGGAGGAGAACCUGAACACCGCCAGGAACGAUCAGGAGAGGAUGGUCAAGGAGGCUACCGACAUGUUGCACAUGGAGUACAAGAACGAGCUGGAGACCAUCAGGAACCGAUUCAAGCAGAUCUCCGCGCCCGCCAUGGAGAGGAGUCCCAGUGAUUCCAGCUUUGAGAAGAUCGAGAGACUCGACGUGAUGGAGCUCGGUUUCCGCAUCCUAGCGCAAGUGAAGGAGAAGCACAUAGCCGUUCGAACAGCGGUGGAGAAAGAGAGAGCAGCCUGCAUGGCGAAAGUGGAUCUCGAGCUGCAGCUAGCCAGGCAAGCGGUGGAGGAUAAGGAGCGCGAAGUGAAGAUGUACAGGAUGAGAGAGUUCGCGCUUCUGGAAGAGCUGGAACACUACAAGACGACCAUCAGGAGAGUAAUCGAGUCGGAGGAGUUCAAGAAUAUCUCGGACGAGAUGAGCUUAAGUCACGUGCAAGAAGUGCUGAAGGGUCUGAGGCCCGACAAAGACGAGGUAGAGGUGUCGGAGUCGAAGAAAGUGCGGCUGGAGGCGAACGACGAUCAGACUUGCCUAUCUAGGAGACUGCAGAUGCUGGAGAACGACAACAAGAGGCUGAACGCUGAGCUGCAGCAGCUUCGCGAGAGCAGGGAUUCGGUGGAGGCGGAGAUAGAAGCCUUGGAAGCUGACAAAGUCCGGCUGGAAGUGGAGCUGGUGAAGGAAAGGUCGAGGAGAACCUUCGCGACUCCCGAGGCUUCUUCAUCCACUGAAAUCCGCGAGAAGGAGAUGAACACUUCGGUCUCGGUGGUAGCGGAGUCAGGGCCCAGUCGAGCGACCGGUACCGAGCCGCAAUGCAUGUGCAUGGCGUAUUGGGAUUACGGGCGGAAGCAGCUGAAGAAGACCGCGAUGAUGCUGAAGCGCCGGGGUCGCAUCACUGUAACCAGCUGCGAAACAGGGGACAUGGUGCUGGUAUUUUGGGACCCCACGUACGAGAACUACACGAUUUAUCAGGAAUCAUCGACCCUCUAUUUCCUGAACUCGGAUUGUAUCGCCGCGCUAGACUUGGGCUUGAAUCCUGAUGGGACGCCUAAGAGCAUUCAGACUAUCGCUGAGGUUGUUGAUAAAGAAUACUGUCAUGCUAAAAAGUCCGAGAAUAGAUACCAUGUGCUACGUGGCACCAAGUUCUACCGCGUGCGAAUGAAAUCAGUGAGCAACAGCCCGGCACCGUCGACGAGUAUGCAGCAGCAGUAAACGUCCUCACCCAUCAGAGGAACCCUUUGAUUCUUGCCUUGAUUAGACACGCUGCAACCCCCGGAUUCACGUUCAACGGAUGGACAGUGUCCUGUAGGGCACGGUGCGUUCGGGACGUGGGUCCACCAGCUUACAUCAUCAUCCUCGCGACCAUCCGGAUACCGAUCCUUCGGAUCAAGGCCAAAACCUGCCAGAGCCUGUAGACGCAUCCUGAACGCCACCGAACAGGGAGAAACGUUUUCUCGAUAGAUAAAGAAGGUAUGGGCCGCCCGAAUGGUGUGGUGCACGCUAAAGCGAUCAGACGAUCAGGAGGAUGCGCUGGCGUUUCAUUGUGAUAUAAAUAAUUUUUAAAACGAGUGAAACAUAUAAUUGCCGAAUGCUGUGGUUAGCUGUGAAGUGUAAACGAUGAUUUGUAUUCCUUUUUCCUCUGUUUUUCUUUUUCAUAUACGAGACACAAACAUUGAACGUGAGCGAACGGCAGCGAGAGAAUGCGAGAGAUGACGUAGAAGAGUAAGGGUGAAAGAUAAGAUAAUACUACUAACGUAAUCGACGAUACUUCUUCUUGUAAUUCGAUAUUGAACGAAUGUGUAAGUGAGAGAGAGAGAGAGAGAGAGAGAGAGAGUGAGAGAGUGAGAG
This is a messenger RNA of Nomia melanderi (Alkali bee), 6714 nucleotides long. RefSeq names its product autophagy-related 17 (gene Atg17). NCBI's taxonomy places the organism in Eukaryota, Metazoa, Arthropoda, Insecta, Hymenoptera, Halictidae. Gene Ontology annotation, molecular function: molecular adaptor activity; protein kinase binding. The record is from RefSeq and is a predicted model, not a curated record. Gene Ontology annotation, cellular component: Atg1/ULK1 kinase complex; phagophore assembly site membrane. Gene Ontology annotation, biological process: positive regulation of protein phosphorylation; piecemeal microautophagy of the nucleus; autophagy of peroxisome.